CCUAUUUCUCUAGGUAAUCUAUUAUUAACAACUUCUUCCCAACUUAUGUCACUGUAAAGGAAUACGAUAUUCACGACUUGUCUCAAACAAGAGAAAGAAACAGGCAUAAAAUUUUUUAUAGAUAUUCGCGAUAUGUUCCCUAUGGUAACUGGGUUCAUGAAUUAUGGUCAACAAACAAUACGGGCUGCAAGAUACAUUGGUCAAAGUUUCAUGAUUACCUUAUCCCAUGCGAAUCGUUUACCCGUAACUAUUCAAUACCCCUAUGAAAAAUUAAUCACAUCGGAGCGUUUCCGCGGCCGAAUCCACUUUGAAUUUGAUAAAUGCAUUGCUUGUGAAGUAUGUGUUCGCGUAUGUCCUAUAGAUCUACCUGUUGUUGAUUGGAAAUUGGAAACGGAUAUUCGAAAGAAACGAUUGCUUAAUUACAGUAUUGAUUUCGGAAUCUGUAUAUUUUGUGGUAAUUGCGUUGAGUAUUGUCCAACAAAUUGUUUAUCGAUGACUGAAGAAUAUGAACUUUCUACGUAUGAUCGUCACGAAUUGAAUUAUAAUCAAAUUGCUUUGGGUCGUUUACCAAUAUCGGUAAUUGACGAUUCCACGGUUCGAACAAUUUGGAAUUCGCCUCAAAUAAAAAAUGACUAAACCCCUUGAUUCAAGAGCAAUUCCCAAUUACUAAGGUUAAGUUUUGAUCUAAACGAAUACGGUUUUUGUUUGGUCAAUAACUAAAAAUCCAAACUAUUGAUUAGUUGGUGAGAACCGCGGCUCAAUUUGGAUAGAAAAUCUAUUUCUAUAUUUUAUUCCAUAUUCGUAAUGAUUUCAAAAUAUAUAGUUUCAAACUAUCCUUUCGGAUAAAGAAUGAGAUUUCUGUACCUAAUACGCACUCAUUAAGAUUGAAUUCAAUUAACAAUUAAGAAAUCUCAUAAAAAAAUAUAGAGUCACCUUUUUCCUGGUCAGGUCAAUAAAGUCAUGAAAUAUUUCGAUUUAUUUAUUUCUUAUUUUACAUAGAAUGGAUUUACCUGGACCAAUACAUGAUUUUCUUUUAGUUUUUCUGGGAUUGGGUAUUAUAUUGGGAGGUCUGGGAGUAGUAUUACUUAACAAUACAAUUUUUUCCGCCUUUUCAUUGGGAUUGGUUCUUGUUUGUAUCUCCCUAUUCUAUAUUCUAUCUAAUUCCCAUUUUGUAGCCGCUGCGCAACUUCUUAUUUACGUAGGAGCUAUAAAUAUUUUAAUCAUAUUUGCUGUGAUGUUCAUGAAUGGUUCAGAAUAUCACAAAGAUUUUUAUCUUUGGACCGUUGGGGAUGGGGUUACUUCGAUGGUUUGUACAAGUAUUUUUGUUUCACUAAUUACUACUAUUCUAGAUACGUCAUGGUACGGGAUUAUUUGGACUACAAGAUCAAACCAGAUUCUAGAACAAGAUUUGAUAAAUAAUAGUCAACAAAUUGGGAUUCAUUUAUCAACAGAUUUUUUUCUUCCAUUUGAACUCAUUUCAAUAAUUCUUUUAGUUGCUUUAAUAGGCGCAAUUGCUGUAGCCCGUCAAUAAUAAAUUUUUAGAACUAAGAAUCAAAAUCCAAUUUUGUUCUAGGUUAUCACAUUUAUUUCCCUUCAAUUCUAUUUGAAUUCGUGUAUAAAAUAGAAAUGCUUUUAGUUUGAUCUAUUACUAAUAUAUUCAUUCCAUACUUGUUAUAUUCGAGUCAAUCGAAUCGGUUGAAUUGUUGUUCAUAUUGAAAUAAAU
Cornus florida is the source of this 1723-nucleotide messenger RNA. RefSeq names its product NAD(P)H-quinone oxidoreductase subunit I, chloroplastic. The coding region runs from base 133 to 636 and encodes 167 amino acids. Gene Ontology annotation, molecular function: 4 iron, 4 sulfur cluster binding; NADH dehydrogenase (ubiquinone) activity. Gene Ontology annotation, cellular component: membrane. The transcript has a single exon. The record is from RefSeq and is a predicted model, not a curated record. Lineage: Eukaryota; Viridiplantae; Streptophyta; Magnoliopsida; Cornales; Cornaceae.